AUGUUCAUGACCAAUAUAACUAUCUUUCUCACAAUCGCAGAGGUGGAUGUAGCUGAUUCUGGUCUGUACUUCUGUGGAAUGUCGGAUAACUAUUUCAUCUUCACCAACGCGACUGUCCUGAAGGUCCAAGGAGAGGAAGAUGGAACCAUGAGCCUCUUCCUAUUGGUUGUGAUCCUGGGUGUUGUAACUGCUGUUCUAUUGAUAAUCAUCCUCAUCCUGGUCCUCAAGGUCAGAAGAGAUGCAAACAGACUAAACACAGGACCUGACUCGCAACGACAACCACAAAAUGAUCAGAACCAAGAUCCUGAUGCACUGAAUUAUGCCACCCUGAAUUUCACCUCCAAGAAAAAGAAGAGGGAGAGAAGAAGAGAGAAGGAGCUAGACCCCCAUGUAGUGUAUGCUGCUACAAGAUGACAAAGUGGAGGAUGGAGAGGUGGACAAGUGGUUUGCCAUAUCUUUGAAUCCAAUUUAAAUCUUCCUAUAUUGAAUGUGUAGUUAAAUCAAAUGUAUUGAAAUGUAAAUAUCUCUGUAGUUUCUGUGCAUUGUACCUCAGGGCCUCUUUAGCCCUCUUCCACUCUGUUAGGCCACACAGCUCAGUGGUACAGGGGUGGUUAGAGAGGGGGAGUUAGACUCAAACCACAACUGUUUAAUGGCCACAGAGGAGUAGUUGCCUCUUUUGGCCUCUCUUAGCUUAGUUCUCUGUUGUGUUUAUUAGUGAUUUGGUUAUUCUUUAAUAAGUUGGCCGUAAA
This is a messenger RNA of Salvelinus namaycush (lake trout), 749 nucleotides long. It is a transcript of the gene nitr7b, whose product is annotated as novel immune-type receptor 7b. The transcript is spliced from 4 exons. Lineage: Eukaryota; Metazoa; Chordata; Actinopteri; Salmoniformes; Salmonidae. The record is from RefSeq and is a predicted model, not a curated record. Bases 1 to 414 code for a protein of 137 amino acids.